AUGGUUUUUAAGUACACUUUCUCUGUAAAUAGUUCAUUCUUCUUCUUCUUCUUCUUCUUCUUCUUCUUCUUCUUCUUCUUCUUUGUCGAUUCUUUCUUUUAUUCUUUUAUUGAAUCUUUUUCUUCUUCCAUUGAUCUUUUCUUGUUUUUUUUUCAUUUUCUUCUACUUAAAUUGAUUUUUGCCCCUCAAUUGCCAAUUUCUUUUCUCUUGAGAAAUACCUUCUUCUUCUUCUUCUUCUUCUUCUUCUUCUUCUUCUUCUUCUUCCUUCCUUCCUUCCUUCCUUCCUUCCUUCCUUCACGGUCUCUUUUCUUUUUAACUUCUUCAUUUGUUAUUUUUUCCCUGAAUGUUACAUUCUUCAUCUUCUUUCAUUGUUUUCUGUCUUUCAUUUCUUCAUUUUUCGUUCACUUUUGUAUUUCUUUCUUCCCUGCUUUCAAUUAUUUUUCUUUCUUUUUACUUCUUCUCGCGUCUAUUUCUUCCUCUUUCUUUUUAAUUGUUCUCUUCUUCUUCUUCUUCUUCUUCUUCUUCUUCUUCUUCUUCUUCUUCUUCUUCUCAUUAGUUUCCUCUUAUUUCUAG
Messenger RNA from Acanthosepion pharaonis, 573 nucleotides. The record is from the annotation of a GenBank genome assembly. NCBI's taxonomy places the organism in Eukaryota, Metazoa, Mollusca, Cephalopoda, Sepiida, Sepiidae.